Molecule: messenger RNA, 1389 nt
Organism: Prunus persica (peach)
Lineage: Eukaryota; Viridiplantae; Streptophyta; Magnoliopsida; Rosales; Rosaceae
Product: tetraspanin-10
Exons: 11
Coding region: 337-1131 (264 amino acids)
Biological process (GO): auxin-activated signaling pathway
Cellular component (GO): plasma membrane; plasmodesma
Source: RefSeq, a predicted model, not a curated record
GCCUUGUUUCAGUUAUCUGGGUGUCGUGUCGUGUCUGCUAGUAAAAUCCAUGGAGUCAUGAACCAUGUGCAUGCGGUUCUCUAUUGACGAAAAUACCCUUCAUAAAUCAUCAUUAUCCCCCUCUGGCCCCCUCCCUGUCUUUAAUUAUCUCCGAAUGCCACUUGCUUCAUCGGCUCAGAACCAGAAUAUUCAAAACCCUGAAGAAAAAAAAAAACUCUGACAUCUCUCUCUCUCUCUCUCUCUCUCUCUCUCUCUCUGUUGCUUCUUCUUUAGUGCAAAGUUUAGAAAAGAUUAGAUAAAGAGAAAUAGUGGGGCGGAGGAAGAGAAAAGAGAGAAAUGGGUAUGGGAACAAGCACAUUUGUCAUCAGAUGGAUCAACUUUCUCACCAUGCUGUUAGCAAUUGCCGUUGUAGUUUUUGGGGUAUGGAUGAGCACUCAUCAUGAUAACUGUCGGAGAUCCCUCACUAUCCCUGUUAUAGGCAUUGGCGCCGUCAUCUUUUUAGUCUCUAUAAUCGGCUUCUUGGGUGCGCUGAAAAAUAGCUCCAUACUGUUGUGGAUUUAUCUGAUUCUCUUGUGCUUCAUAUCGGUGGGAGUUUUGGUGUUCACAGUAUUAGCGUUCAUUGUCACAAAUAAUGGUUCUGGUCAUAGCGUAGCUGGCUUGAGGUACAAGGAGUAUCAACUCCAUGAUUACAGUCCAUGGUUUGUAAAACAAUUGAACAAUACCCGUAACUGGAAGCACUUACAGAGUUGUCUUGUGAAAUCUGAUGACUGCAAAAACCUAUCCAAAAAGUAUAAGACUCUCAAGCAAUACAAAUUGGCAAAGCUAACCCCUAUCGAGGCUGGUUGUUGUCGACCACCAUCUGAAUGCGGUUAUCCUGCUGUUAAUGCUUCAUACUAUGACAUGAGCUUCCACCCAGUUAGUUCGAACAAGGACUGCAAACUUUACAAAAAUGCCCGAGACAUUAAGUGCUACAAUUGCGAUUCAUGCAAGGCUGGAGUUGCACAAUACAUGAAAACUGAGUGGAGAGUGGUUGCGAUCUUUAACGUGGCUCUAUUUGUUGUUCUGUCUAUGAUAUAUUUUGUGGGAUGCUGCGCGAGACGAAAUGCUGCAAGAAUCCGUUCUAAAGAUUAGAAAUGGCCCUACCUCAGAAACCCUCCAAGGGGGAGAAAACUGUUGUUCCUGAAGAUCUAUUUGUGCAACCUGUGAAUGAUUUCUUCUUGUUGUUGAUUGAAACAAAGAAAUUGUUCCUUUAUAGAAUGGGUCACUACUUUCUGGCUGGAGGCUAUCUGUCAAAAGUUUUUGUAAAAAAUGAUUUAUGAUUCUAUGGAAACAAAUUAUAUAAUUUCUUUAACAGUCAGAGAUUUGAGUGUGAAGUAUUAUUUUCUGUUA